AUGACCCUGCGCUCCUCCAACGGUCUGUAUUCCAUGAGGGUGAUACACGAUUAUCUCGGUCUAUACGCGGAUUUCAAAGGCGAAUCAGAUCAGAUUUACUGGAAGCACACUGCCAUGGAAGCCAAAGCUCAGAUCGAGGAAGGGCUCGGGCCGAUUUAUGCCCGAGUCGACUCGGACGGGUUCCUGGGCCUCUACCAGACGGAGAAAGCUCGCGUCGACGUCAUGGCCUUCACGAGCUUCUACCGCGGGGUCACCGGCUUCCGGCGUCUCCGACUGGACCCCGACGGGAACCUCCGGGCGCAUUUCUGGAAUUCUACCAGCUGGGUCACCGAGUUCGAGGCGAUCCAGGACUCGUGCGAGCUGCCGAGCGCGUGCGGGGCUUACGGCUUCUGCCAGCCGGGGAAGGGGUGCUCGUGUCUGGACAACCGGACGGAGUUUUCGGUCCCCAGCGGGUGUUCCGCUCCGGAAUCCGGCGACUUCUGUGGCGGGAGGGGUGGGGCAUUUUGGGAAUUGAGGAAGAGCGGCGUCGAUCUGCUGCACAAGGAGCUGAUGGGGUUUGAGAAAGUGGGGUCUUUUGAGGAAUGCGAGGGGUCCUGUAUGAGGAAUUGCAGCUGUUGGGGAGCGGUUUUCAGUAAUGUGUCGGGUUUCUGUUACCGAAUCUGGUACCCGAUACAGACGGUGCUGGGGUUUGGGGAUGCGACAAGAGUGGGAUUUUUUAAGAUACGGUUGGUAGGAAAAGGAAAAGAGGAUGUGGGUUUUGGAGCUGCAGGGGUACUUUUGGUAAUUGGAGGGGUUGGGGUUUUGGGAACGGUGGUUGGGUUUGUAGUUUGGCUGCGGUGGUGGAGGAGAAGGAAAGAGAGAGAGAGUAUGGAAGGAGAUGACCUUUCACCUGGGCCGUACAGGGAUCUGAAGAAGAGCCUGAGGACGGACAGCUUCAAAUCGGUAGAGCUCUGCCGAAGGUAA
Molecule: messenger RNA, 963 nt
Organism: Magnolia sinica
Lineage: Eukaryota; Viridiplantae; Streptophyta; Magnoliopsida; Magnoliales; Magnoliaceae
Product: PAN domain-containing protein At5g03700
Exons: 1
Coding region: 1-963 (320 amino acids)
Biological process (GO): recognition of pollen
Source: RefSeq, a predicted model, not a curated record